This is a messenger RNA of Malania oleifera, 2198 nucleotides long. Its product is annotated as pentatricopeptide repeat-containing protein At2g41080. Gene Ontology annotation, biological process: RNA modification. Gene Ontology annotation, molecular function: zinc ion binding; protein binding; RNA binding. NCBI's taxonomy places the organism in Eukaryota, Viridiplantae, Streptophyta, Magnoliopsida, Santalales, Ximeniaceae. The coding region runs from base 65 to 2065 and encodes 666 amino acids. The transcript has a single exon. The record is from RefSeq and is a predicted model, not a curated record.
UUAUACCAGCGCAGUUUGGGCUCCAAGAAAAAUGUACUAAUCAUGCUCGGUUCGGCCCAAAUUUAUGGGUAAGUACUGUCUUGGCCAUCUCAUUGUCUGUUCACCGCGAGGUCCCGCAUUGCGUGUCUUCUCUACCAACGCCUCCACAGCUGCGGCUAAAGUUAGGGACGAAUUCUCCAAUCUCUGCUGCAGAGGACUCCUAAAGGAAGCUUUUGACAGGUUUAAAUCUGAGAUAUGGUCAGAUCCAUCUCUCUUUUCUCUCCUCCUCCAAGGAUGUAUACCAACAGAAUCACUUCCCCUGGCCAAACAGCUUCACUCGUUGAUAACUACAUCUGGGUGUUCUUCAGACAAGUUUCUGUGCAACCAUCUCCUCAACAUGUAUGCCAAGUUCGGAGAAUUGCGGCCAGCCGUCGGUUUGUUCCGUGUUAUGCCGCGGAAGAAUGUUAUGUCCGGCAACAUUUUGAUCGGUGGGUUCGUGCGAAAUGGCGAUCUGGAUGGUGCUCGUAGUAUGUUCGACAAUAUGCCGGACAGAAAUAUAGCAACUUACAAUGCGAUGAUGGCGGGUUUGACGCAAUUUGAACAUAAUGAAGAGGGUUUGAGCUUGUUUUCAGAGGUGCACGAGUUGGGUUUCCUGCCGGACGAGUUCACCUUGGGUAGUGUUCUCCGAGGAUGUGCUGGUUUGAAGGCCUUGACUGCGGGGCAACAGAUUCAUGCUUAUGUGAUGAAAUGUGGGUUUGAGUUCAAUCUGGUUGUUGGGAGCUCCUUGGCUCACAUGUAUAUGAAAUCUGGAAGCUUGAAAGACGGAGAAAGAGUAAUUAAGUCAAUGCCGGCUCGCAGUGUGGUUGCUUGUAAUACGCUGAUUGCAGGAAAAGCUCAGAAUGGAUUUUCUGAGGAAGCUUUGGACCAGUAUAAUAUGAUGAAAAUGGCAGGUUUUAGGCCAGAUAAGAUUACAUUUGUCAGCGUGCUCAGUUCAUGCUCAGAGUUAGCAACUCUUGGGCAGGGUCAGCAGAUUCAUGCCGAAGCAAUUAAAGCUGGGGCCAAUUCAUCUGCCUCUGUGAUUAGCUCAUUGAUAAGCAUGUAUUCAAGGUGUGGGUGCUUGGAAGAUUCUGAGAAAGCUUUCUUGGAAUGUGAAGAUUCUGACGUGGUCUUGUGGAGCUCGAUGAUUGCUGCUUAUGGAUUUCAUGGGCGAGGAAAGGACGCCAUCCAGUUGUUUGAAAGGAUGCAGAGGGGAGAGUUAGAGGCUAAUGAUGUUACUUUCUUGAGCCUGCUCUAUGCUUGUACUCAUUGUGGAUUAAAGGAAAAAGGGGUUGAGCUCUUUGAUUUGAUGGUAAAGAAGUUUCAUGUGAAGCCUAGAUUGGAGCACUACACUUGUAUGGUUGAUCUCCUUGGACGCUGUGGUUGUUUGGAGGAAGCAGAAGCUAUGAUUAAAUCUAUGCCCGUUAAAGCAGAUAGCAUUAUCUGGAAGACUCUAUUAUCUGCCUGUAAAACCCACAAGAAUGCAGAGAUGGCAAGAAGAAUAGCAUUGGAAGUUCUUAGGAUUGAUCCUCAGGAUUCUGCACCUUAUGUGCUACUUUCAAACAUUCAUGCUUCUAUUGAAAGUUGGGCUGAUGUUUCAGUUGUCAGGAGGGUGAUGAGAGAGAGGAAGGUGAAAAAGGAACCAGGUAUAAGUUGGUUGGAGGUGAAGAAUCAAAUUCAUCAGUUUUGCAUGGGUGACAAAUCCCACCCAAAAUCAAGAGAUAUUGAUAUUUAUUUAGAAGAACUGAUUUCAGAGAUGAAGUUGCAGGGUUAUGUGCCUGAUACCCACUCUGUUUUGCAUGACAUGGAUGUUGAAGAGAAGGAAUAUAAUUUGGCACACCAUAGUGAAAAGCUGGCAAUUGCUUUUGCUCUAAUGAAUACCCCCACAGAUGCUCCAAUAAGGAUAAUGAAGAACCUGCGUGUCUGUGGUGAUUGCCAUGUUGCUAUUAAGUACAUAUCAGUGAUAAAAAAACGAGAAAUUAUUGUACGGGAUGGUAGUAGAUUUCAUCAUUUUAAGAAUGGGAAAUGUUCUUGUCAAGAUUAUUGGUAAAGUAGCGGUUACACAGCCCUCGCAGUGGAUGGGUUGAAUUUUCCCUUUAUUUGAUAUGUGUAAUAAGAUGUUCUAAACAAUUCUUGUUACGGAAAUUGCACCAUUCUCAAUGGAAAGAGAUGAAAUUCAUUUU